Messenger RNA from Salarias fasciatus (jewelled blenny), 5306 nucleotides. RefSeq names its product trafficking protein particle complex subunit 8 (gene trappc8). NCBI's taxonomy places the organism in Eukaryota, Metazoa, Chordata, Actinopteri, Blenniiformes, Blenniidae. The transcript is spliced from 26 exons. Gene Ontology annotation, cellular component: TRAPPIII protein complex. The record is from RefSeq and is a predicted model, not a curated record. The coding region runs from base 604 to 4563 and encodes 1319 amino acids.
ACGAGGAACAUCAGCCCCUCCACGGCGCGCCGCACCGUCUCCAUGGAGACGCCGAGCUUCCCUGCGAUUGGACAACAAGAGACAACAAGCGGCGGAGGAGCUAAAAAAGCUAGCGCCGUUUAGCAUGACGUCAGCUCCGGCAAGGCAGACACUCACUGGCAGCUCCCUCAUAGGUCUUCGGGUUCGAUCCCCUCCGUAGGAACUCGAGCGCGAUGCGGCCGAACUCCGCAACGACUGGGAAGCAUUAGCAUUAGCAUUAGCACGGUUAGCGUUCGGUGAAAAGCGGCUCCCGUUAGCUCCCCCCCCGCCCCGCUCCGCCCCGGUCGGUCGACCGACCCUCACCGGACUCGUCGACCUGCCGCAGGAACGCCAGGUGCCGCCGCUGCUCCUCGGACACGGACAGCAGCAUCCCGACGCCGCCGCCGCCGCUUUUCGGUUACACCCCGCCGGGCCGUGGGCGUGACGUCACCCGCACGUGACAGCCCAAAACCCCGGAAGUGAAAUCCAACAUGGAGGCGCAGUGAGAAGGAGAGCAGUAGUAGUAGUAGUUGUUGUUGUUGCUGGUUGUUUGUUGUGGUUCGCGCGCAGGGAGCGGCUCGCGCCAUGGCGCGCUGCGCCCAGUCGGUGGAGGAGUUCAUCCAGGACGCCUUCGCGCCCGCGGUGGCCGUGCUGUGCAGCGGGGAGGCGGAGAGGCUCUGCCGGAAGAACGACCUGAGCUUCUCCGAGCUGCUGCGGCCUUUCUGCAGACUCACGUCCGAAGGCCACAUCCGGGACCCCAACAAUCAGGUGCACGUGGUGAAGAACCUGCGCAUCUGCGUCAGCGACAUCGCCGCCGCCGGCGCCGCCGGCGCCGCCGCCGCCGCCGCGCCGCGCCGCCGCCUGCUCAGCGAGGUGGUGCAGUCCACCCAGCCCCAGGAGGGCGCCGCCGCCGGCGCCAUGACCGCCGGCGACUACGAGAUCAGCUUCGGCGACGACGCCGUUAGAGCUAGCGCUCCCUGGCACAGCGUGCGGGAGCGAACGCUGCGGGAAAUCUGCGGCGGCGGCGGGCGGCACACAGUGACCACCCCGUGGUUCGAGGCCUACAGGGAGAACUUCCUGCAGUCCACGCCGGUGUCGGAGCACGAGUUCCUCAACCACCACCUGGCCUGCCUGCUGGUGGCCUCGUCCUCGGAGCCGUCCCCGGUGGACCAGUUCCAGCAGCUGUCCCAGGAGCAGCACCGCGUCCAGCACGGCGGCGACGUGCCCCUCCCCCGCUGGUUCACCCCCAACACGCUCAAGUACUACGUCCUGCUGCACGACGUGGCCGACGGCGACGAGCCGCGGGCCGACGCCGCGUACGAGGACAUGAAGCAGCGCUACGGCGCGCAGGGCUGCCACCUGCUGAAGAUCAACUCCCGGCCGGCGUCGGAGCGCGGCGCCGAGCAGAUCCCCGACCCCUGGAGCCAGUACCUGCAGAGGAGGGGCCAGGACCCGGAGGACGGCGGAGGCCCUGCCGAGGCGGAGCUCCCUCCGGAGGAAGGCGCCGCCGACGCGGAGGCGGCGAAGGCGCCGGCGGGCGGGAACCACGGCGCCUGCCUGACCCUGAUCGACCACGACCGGAUCCGGCAGUUCGUCCAGGAGUUCACCUUCCGCGGCCUGCUGCCGCACAUCGAGAAGAACAUCCGGCAGCUCAACGACCAGCUGGUGUCCAGGAAAGGCCUGAGCCGCUCCCUCUUCACCGCCACCAAGAAGUGGUUCGGCGGCGGGAAGAUCCCGGAGAAGGGUGGCGCCGAGCCCAAGAGCGCCUCCGGCGUCCUGUACCCCCCCGAGGCGCCGGAGCUGCAGAUCCGCAAGAUGGCCGACCUGUGCUUCCUGGUGCAGCACUACGAGCUGGCGUACAGCUGCUACCACACGGCCAAGAAGGACUUCCUGUCGGACCAGGCCAUGCUGUACGCCGCGGGGGCGCUGGAGAUGGCGGCGGUGGCGGCCUUCCUGCAGGCCGGGGCGUCCCGGCCGUACCCGGCGCACUACAUGGACACCGCCAUCCAGACCUACCGCGACGUGUGCAGGAACGGCGUGCUGGCCGAGCGCUGCGCCCUGCUGAGCGCCGACAUCCUGAAGAGCCAGGGGAAGUUCUCCGAAGCGGCGACGCUCCUCAUCAAGAUGACCAGCGAGGACUGCGACCUGCGCAGCGCCCUCCUGCUGGAGCAGGCCGCUCACUGCUUCGUCAACAUGCGCACCCCCAUGGUGCGGAAGUUCUCCUUCCACAUGAUCCUGGCCGGGCACCGCUUCAGCAAGGCAGGGCAGCGCCGCCACGCCCUGCGCUGCUACCUGCAGGCGCUGCAGGUGUACCGGGGCCGGGGCUGGGCCCUGGCCGAGGACCACAUCAACUUCACGGUGGGCCGCCAGUCCUUCACGCUGGGCCGGGCCGAGCCGGCCGCCGCCGCCUUCCGCCUGGUGCUGAGCAACGACAGCCGGCAGACGGCCGCCCAGCAGGGCGCCUUCCUGCGCGAGUUCCUCUUCGUGCACCAGAGCGCCGCCCCGGGGCCGCCGGACGAGCUGCCCCUGCUGCCCCUCCCCCACAUCCAGACCCCGGCCGUCCGGGUCUACUUCGGACACGAGCGCCGGCCGGCGCAAGGGGAGAAGCAGGCGGCCACUCACGUGUCCCUGGACCAGGAGUUGGACCACGAGCAGGCCGCCAUGUGGGCCCGCCUGGAGGAGCGCCUCCUGGCCGCCGCGCACGGCGGGGCGCUGCCCGCCGGCUUCCAGCCCACUCAGAGCUGCCUGGACCAGCACACGGACAACCAGCGCCCCCCGCAGGCCGUGGUCAACGAACCCGUGGUGGUGGAGCUGGCCUUCAGGAACCCGCUGAAGGUUCCCCUCGCGCUCUCCAACCUCUCGCUCCUCUGGACGUUCCAAGCUAACGACGCCACCACGGACGAGGAUAGCGAGGCGGUGACGCCGCAAACCAUCCAGGAGUUCCUCCUGAACCCCGAGGAGACCAAGACGACCCGCCUCAAGCUGCUGCCUCGCCGCACCGGUCAGAUGAAGGUCACCGGCGUGGCGUACGAGCUGGCGGCGGCGGCGGCGGCGCCGUGCGCCGAGGCGUCGCAGCCGGAGCCCCUCCGGGCGCUGGCGGUCCGCGGCCGGCAGGACCUGCACAUCCGGGGGCCGAGGCUCAACCUGACCAAGGAGGACAAGAUGUCGGUGCGGCACGGCGUGGACCGGCGCCUGGAGCCCGUCAUAACGGCCCCCAUGCCGCUGAUGGAGGUCUUCUUCCUGGACUUCCCCACCGCCCUGCUGUGCGGAGAGGUCCGCAGGACCACGGUGGAGUUCGGGAACGUGGGCGCGGUGGCGCUGUGCGGCCUGCGGGUGGCGUCCACGCACCCGGACUUCUUCGCCUUCGAGUCCCGGGGCAGCGGGCCCGGGCCGGGGACGGAGCAGGACCCGGUCCCCAUCGACGGCGGCGUCCUGCGGCCCGGGCAGUCGGUCCAGCUGCCCCUGUGGCUCCGCGGUCCGGACCAGGAGGGGGUCCACGAAAUCCACUUCCUGUUCUACUACCAGAGCGCCGAGAGCGGCCUGAAAGUCAGCCACCGGGUGCUCCGCCACACGGCGUUCAUCUGCGCCGGCCGCUCGCUCAGCGUGCGCGCGUCGGCGCGACGCAGCGGCGGCGGCGGCGCGCUGGUCUUCAUGGACGUGGAGAACAUCGCCGCGAGCGACGGCGGCCCGAGACAGUUCCACAUCCUGCAGGUGUCCAGCAGCAGCCGGCGGUGGCGCCUGCACCAGCGCAUCAACCCCACCGCCGACUGUAAGCUCGCCAGCCGGGAACGAGCCAAGCUGUGCUUCCGGGCGGCGCCGUGUCCACGCUCCGAAGGCGACGGGGAGCGGGAGCGGCCCGUCGUGGCGGACCUGGAUCUGGGCGUCGGGCGGGUCAAAGCGGCGUUCCCGCUGUUACCGCGACGGGCGGGGGCGGGCGGGACGCGGGACGAGCUGGACCUCACCGUCGUGGUCAUGUGGAAGGCGCUGGCGGUGGAGGACGGCAGGGACGUGGUCCUGGAAGGCCAGCUCCACGUGGCGCUGCAGGCCCUCGGGCAGGACGCCGUGUCCCCGCCUCCGAAAGACGAGGCGGCGGCGGAGAUGCUGCUGCUGAAGUUCCGGGCGGAGCCGGGCCCGGCGGCGGCGCCGCCGCCGUCGCCGCCGCCCGCCGAGCCGGCGCCGCUCGUCAAGACCAGCCUGGAGCACCCGGAGAACUUCAGCCACGCCUUCAGGCGGAGCAGUCUGUGUGUGGUUCCGGUCGCUCUGACGCUGUCCAACUGCUGCUCGGACCCGGUGGACGUGGACGUGGACCUGACCAACAGCUCCGACGUGCACAGCUGCUUCUCCUGGGUGGGCAAGAGCCGGCUGGCGGUCCGGCUGCGGCCGCGGGAGGUCCGCAGCGUGGGCCUGCGGGCCUGCUUCCCUCGCGCCGGCGUGUACAACCUCAACACGCCGCGCGUCUCCGCCUGGGCGGCCGGGACCGCCGGGCGCCGCGCCGCCCCCGCCGCCGCCGCCGGCCCGGCGCUCAUCGUCAUCGGGUGCGCCUGACGGAACCCCCCCCCCCCCCCCCCCCCAAAGAACCACAAGUCCGCUUCCAUGGCAACCGCAACAAUAAAAGUGCAGAAAAGAUUUUAUUGGAUUCUUUUCGGGGUCUCAGCGGCGGUCCUCCGGCCCGUCGGGGUCCUCGGACGUGUCCAGGAUCUGGUAGUCCGGCGGGGCUCUCCGGUACAGACAGUAGUGCUGAGCGAUGAAGAGAACGUCGAACAGAACGGAGAACAGGCCCAGCCCGAACUUGGUGGGAUCGCCGAAGACCAGGUCCCACUGGUCUGAGGGGGGAAAAACCGGAACGUUUCGUUUGGAUCCAGAUCUUUAAAUCGGUUGUAGGAAGGAACGGGGGGGGGGGCGGUACCGUUGUUGUAGGACUGCAGGAUCAUCUGCCCGAUGCUCAGCGUUCCGCCGGUAAAAUCCAGGAGGACGUUCCCCACGCUCCAGCCCUCGGUGCUCCGCCGGCGGUGGUUCAUGACGGCCUGACACACACACACUCAUUCAAACUGUUAGCAUUAACAUUAGCAUCGUCCUGCUAGCGCCGGCUCACCUGUGGCACGUAUUUGACCAGCGUGACUGCGAGCUUGAUGUAGGAGAAAUCGUAGAGGUAAUCCAGCCAGCCGAUCUUCCCGGCGACGGCCAGCGACAGGCUGACCAGCGCGAAGGCCCAGCCGAUGAGCAGCAGGACGCCGGCGAUGCGCGACACCCUCUGGCCCCCCCUCUGGGGGGGGGGGGGACAAAGAAAA